Iphiclides podalirius (scarce swallowtail) is the source of this 234-nucleotide messenger RNA. Lineage: Eukaryota; Metazoa; Arthropoda; Insecta; Lepidoptera; Papilionidae. The record is from the annotation of a GenBank genome assembly.
AUGGACCAUGGUAGGGUUGUCCUUCGCGUGAAGAUUCAAGCAAAGAUCGAAAUUCCCGCACACUCCCCGCGCUCCCCUCUCCCUUCCGCACCCUCACCGUCACUUUCGCUGAUAAUUUAUCACGCGCGCUUAAAACCCGCCCGGCUGAAGUCCCGCGACGCGCCGCCGACCAAACACAAAGGCCAGAUUAGGAGCUCGACAGGUGAUGCUCGGGGCAGAGCGGCCCGCGUGGAU